AAACACAGAAGAGGAAGACGACAUUUAUUAACGUCAUGUAAUUAUUUUACCGAUAAAAGUUUGUGGAAAAUCAUCAAACCCCAGAAAGAGGUGAAGGAGUGCUGGUCCUGAGGUGGACCCACAGUCCUGUUAUUUUUGCCAGAAGGUUCUGACUGAUCCAGUCUGGGCCAGCUGUGGACACUGGUUCUGCAGAGAGUGUGUCACUUCAUACUGGGACCAGUCAGGUUCAUCAGGAGACUCCUCCUGUUCCCAGUGUGGAAAAAGAUCCGGAGCUGGAACUAGACUGCAGAUGGACAGAACUGUACAAGAUGAACAUAAGCUCAGCCUGAGGAGCAGAUGUGAAUGUGUGACUGAAGGAACUGAUGAGGCAGGAAGAAGAACCCGACUAAAGCAGAUCUUCACUGAGCUCUACAUCACGGAGGGACAGAGUGAAGAUGUUAAUACCCAACAUGAGGUGAGGACGCUGGAGACAGUUUACAAGAAGAAGACCAUCCAAGACAAACCAAUCAGAUGUCAGGAGAUCUUCAAAGCCCUACCUGACCAGCAGAGCUCCAUCAGGGUAGUUCUGACCAACGGUGUCGCUGGAGUUGGAAAGACCUUCUCAGUGCUGAAGUUCACUCUGGACUGGGCAGAGGGUUUCGAAAACCAGGACGUCAGUCUGGUGGUUCUGCUGUCCUUCAGAGAGCUGAACCUGAUCAGAGAUGAGCAGUACAGUCUGCUGACGCUGCUCCAUGUUUUCCAUCCAACAUUACAGAAGGUCACAGCAGAGCAGAUCAGUGUCUGCAAACUUCUGUUCAUCCUUGAUGGCCUGGAUGAAAGCAGACUUUCACUGGAUUUCCACGACUGUGAGGUAGUUUCAGAUGUCACUCAGAAGAAACCAGUCCAUGUGCUGUUGACCAACCUCAUCAAGGGGAACCUGCUUCCAUCAGCUCUCAUCUGGAUAACUUCCAGACCUGCAGCAGCCAAUCAGAUCCCUCCUUCAUGUGUGGACAGGGUAACAGAAGUCCGAGGCUUCACCACUGAUGUCCAGAAGGAGGAGUACUUCAGGAGGAGAUCUAGUGAUGAAGAUCUGUCCAACACAAUCAUCUCACACAUCAAGACAUCCAGGAGCCUCCACAUCAUGUGUCAAAUCCCAGUCUUCUGCUGGAUUAGUUCUACAGUUCUGGAGCAUAUGUUGACUUCAGACCAGAGAGGAGAGCUGCCCAAGACCCUGACCAACCUGUACUCACACUUCAUCAUGGUCCAGACAACGAGGAAGAGGAACAAGUAUGAAAAAGGGGGUGAGAUGGAGCUGACGGAGGCUGACAGGGAAGUUCUUCUGAAGUUGGGGAGGCUGGCGUUUGAACAACUGGAGAAAGGAAACGUCAUGUUCUACCAAGAAGACCUGGAGCAGUGUGGUCUGGAUGUCACAGAGGCCUUGGUGAAGUCAGGAGUUUGUACCGAGAUCUUCAAAAGAGAGAGUGGACUCUACCAGAAACCACUCUACAGCUUUGUACAUCUGAGUGUUCAGGAGUUUCUGGCUGCAGUUUACAUUUACCACUGUUCCAUCAACAACAACACAGACGUACUGAGGAGGAUUCUGAGCAAAGAAGAACAUGAGGGGUAUGACCAUCAUUCUACAUUCAAUGUCUUCCUCAAAAAGGUCCUGGUAAAAUCGCUUAAGAGUGAAAAUGGCCGCCUGGAUCUGUUUGUUCGUUUCCUUCAUGGUCUUUGUCUGGAGUCCAACCACAGACUUUUAGGAGAUCUGCUGGGUCAAACAGAGAUCAGUUCAAGCACCGUAAAGAAAAUCAUCAACAACCUUAAGGAGAUGAAUGCAAAGCGUAUCUCUCCUGACAGAAGCAUCAACAUCUUCCACUGUCUAAUGGAGAUGAAUGACCACUCAGUCCACCAGGAGGUCCAAGAGUUCCUGAAGUCAGACAACAGAUCAGAGAAGAGACUGUCUGAGAUCCAGUGUUCAGCUCUGGCCUACAUACUGCAGAUGUCUGAGGAGGUUCUGGAUGAGUUGCAUCUGAAGAAGUACAACACAUCCGAUGAAGGACGACUGAGACUGUUACCAGCUGUGAGGAACUGCAGAAAGGCUGAUCUCUAUAGGAGUCGGCUCUCAGACACUCACUUUGAAGUCGUAGCCUCAGCUCUGAAGUCCAGUCCUUCCCAUCUCACAGAACUGAACCUGACUUUCAACCGCAUGGAGGCUCCAGCUGUGGAGGUUCUAUGUUCUGGACUGGAGAGUCCAAACUGCAGACUGGAGACUCUGAGAUUGGAUGACUGCCGUUUGUCAGAUGUCAGCUGUUCUUCUCUGGCCUCAGCUCUGAAGUCCAAUCCAUCCCAUCUGACGGAACUUGAUCUGAGUUGGAAUGACCUGGAGGAUUCAGGAGUGAAGCAUUUGUGUGAUUAUAUUCAGAGUCCAGACUGUAAACUACAGAUUCUGAGAUUGGAGGACUGCAGUUUGUCAGAUGUCAGCUGUUCUUCUCUGGCCUCAGCUCUGAAGUCUAACCCAUCCCAUCUGAUGGAACUUGAUCUGAGUGAAAACGACCUGGAGGAUUCAGGAGUGAAGCAUUUGUGUGCUUUUAUUCAGAGUCCAGACUGUAAACUACAGAUUCUGAGAUUGUAUGACUGCUGUUUGUCAGAUGUCAGCUGUUCUUCUCUGGCCUCAGCUCUGAAGUCCAAUCCAUCCCAUCUGACGGAACUUGAUCUGAGUGGAAACAACCUGAAGGAUUCAGGAGUGAAGCUGUUGGAUGAUUUACUGCAGAGUCCAGACUAUAAACUGGAGACACUCCGGAUCAACGAUACUGGGGGAAUGCCAAAGACACUAACUGGAAUCUCAAUCCAUCAUCGAGUGGAGACAGUGGAGGACACAUCAGAGUCUGACUGUGGGGUCAAAGGUCGUCCUCCACACUCUGACACUGAACCUGGACCCUCAGAUAAACGAACUGGAGCUGACAGACAUGAACCAUGUCCGUCCAUUUCAGACUCAGACCUGAAGGAGUCUGCUGAGGACAGCGUAGAGGACAUUGUGGACCAAGACCCUCACACGAAUCCUGAAGAUUCAGAGAAGCAGCAGCUUGUCUGCACAGAGGCUCAGGCUGGAGCGUCCACCUGGGAGGAGUUCACACCUGAAGUAUCAGCUGAGUCUGGAUUCACUUCAUACAGGUUCAGGUGUCCUCGUUCAGGUUUAUUCCAUUGCACUUGGACUGGACUGGUGUUUGUUGUGGAUCAGAAGGCAGAGCUGCAGUACAGCACUAACCAAUGGAAUGAGGUCCUGGUGGAGUCAGCUGGUAGGACGCCUGCAGGUCCGCUGUUCCGCAUCGAGUGCCCUGAGAAUGCAGUUCGCAAACUCCACCUCCCACACUGUGAGACAAAGCAUGGUCAGCGCUCUGGAACCCUGUCUGUCGCCCACAUCACUGACGAUGGAAUGAGCUUCAUUGAUCCGCUGGAGAUCACAGACACUCAUGUGGUCAUCGAUGUCCUGCACAUGUCUGCCUUUGGCCUCGUCUGGCAGUUUCUAGAAUGGCUUACCAGCAAAACAGUCACGGGCCAAGUUCUGCUGUUCCUCGCACCACCAAACCCAAAAAUAAAAAGGCAAAAACUGAACGUGUUACUGCUGCCGUGCAACAUCCCUGUGGAAGAGGUCCAGAGAAAACAGUGGAAUGCCAAACAGUACGUCGAAGCCCCUUCUGGAUGUGAACUCAUCAGAAACCAAAGUUACACCGUGGACUGUCCCAAUGCCUACAUAGUACAGCCUGAGAAAGCAAAUUUUAUCGUGAACUUCGGACCAAAUUAUCACCCAACAUUUGAAAUCCGCCUUCCAACGGACAUGGACUGGGUGACUUUAACGGUCAAAGACCAAGAAAACAAAAAGGUCUGGGAGCAUGAAGUGCAUCUGAGUGAUCCUGCUGUGAGUGAAGACCAUCAGCCGAGGUCUCAGCAGAACAUCUCUCUAGAGGACAAGUUGUCUACAGUUCGGCCUGAGUUCAUCAAUCGCGUGUCGGUGGCGGUUCUGAACCAGCUGUUGGACAGACUGUUACAACAGAGGUUUAUAAAUGACAACGAAAGUGAAGAAGCUAAAAUGAAAGGCCCAUCCGACAGGGCUAGAUAUGUGAUCGACCUGGUGCGACACAAAGGACCAGGAGCCUGUUCAUGUCUGAUAGAAAACUUGUGUGAGCUGGACCCACACCUUUCACAAACCCUGAACCUGAGAACGCCUGACCUGGUUUGACCUGGUUUGACCUGGUUUGUAAAUAGCAUUUUCCUCUGUCAUCCUACUUUGUCCACUUCCCACAUUUAAAAUAGAAAACUUGACUUUAUAAGAUCCAAAGGAAAUCUGAAAAAAAUGAAUCUCUGAGUGAGACACUGAUCCACCAAAAGAGUCAGAUUAGGACUUUAUUUUGUUCAUAUUUGUUCAAUAUUUUGUUGACUUUGUUGAAACUUUCAUUUUUCUUUAUUUUUUUGACUCAAUGUUCAUUCUAGUCUUUGUAUUUUCAGGACAUGGUGGAUAAAGUACUAAGUCAUGUGAAAAUGAUCUGAGGAAACAAAAUGUGCUUUUGUUUUUGACAGUAGUCAGACACACAAGAUCCAUUUUCCACCACAGGAAGUUCAACUUUACCAAGGAUUUAGAAAAACUUCUGUGCGUUUCCAUCAGAAUCACCCAAUAAAAACGCUCUCUCAUCCCCAAACUUUCCUCACAAAAAGUUCCAAUGGGGUCAGAACUUUUGAGAUUCCCUGGAAUUCUUGGGGGCGGGGCUGUGUGUUGAAGAACGCUGAUUGGUGGAACAUACUUGCAGGGUUCCACACCUGUUCAAACACAAACCACUGAGUUUAGCAGGAAUUCUUUUACCAGGUAAAGAACUUCUUGGGAAUGUUGAUGGAAAAGGGAAUAUAAUAUGGAAAUGUACGUCUGUGUCUCAUUGGUAUCGUGUCCCACACAAAAUAAUCCUUGUCCCAUAUUUACCUUGCUGGGAUCUAGUCUGUCUAGUCCAAGUCCGAGUCUUAGUCCAGAUGACCUCUUCCUGUCCUGGACUAAAGCGAUUUUCAUAGUUGUUAUGACAACAUCGUCAUGUUGAAGAAAGUCUGCAUUUUUAAAAAUGUGAACUAUAUUUUUAAUGACUGGACCAGAUGAGUUAGAUUUGUGUUAAAUGUGUUUUUGCAGCCCAAGAAUCGGGUAAAUAUUUUUUAAAAUAAUUUUGAUACUACAGACGAUUUUGUUGUAUUAUUUUUGGGUUUUUUUUGGUUUUUUUGCAUACUGAACAUCCUGACACUUCCUCUGAUUUGUGAACAGCUGAUUUGAGGCCAGUAGUUUGUGAUUUGACAUCAUCCUGUUAGCUUUUUGGAGCCCGAAGUGACCGUAUUUGGACAAAAGGGGUGGAAUUACAGAAGCCUGAGGGGUUAGAGGUGAGCUAAGGGUUAGCUUAUUGAUGCAAAGUAGAACAUAUUCAGAGCUCUGAUUCCUUUUGGAGCUGAGAUCGUUGCCCCUGACAUCCUUCAGAGACCACAUUAGAACUGUGGUUAUGCAGAAGAAGAGACCACCUCUGGAACACAUAGCAUAGUCUUACCUUACUGCCACUGGAAUGCACUGGUGAUCAUUGGAAGAAGGGUUGGAAACAUCCUGAAACAUUUCACUGAGGAUUCAUGAAGUGUCCAGAAUGCUUUUGAAGCACAUUUGGAGACUUGUCCAAACAGACCAUUUGUUGAGCAUAAUAUCAGAACCUUAAUAUUUUCCACCAGUGGGCAGGGAUGCACUACAUCAUUCUUUAGGCAUUAAUGAGUACUCCCUGACAUGUUUGGAGGUGUUUCACACAUUUAUUCCAAUGGUUACUAUUACCUGACAGUGGUCGAUUACUGUGCAUGUAGUAUAUGCUUCACAAAUCAUUAUUUUACUGCACCCUGAUGUGAUUCAUGUUGUGUCAAACCUUUUUUAUCCCCUAAUGGUGAUCUGAUUAUACACGGAUAAAGGAUCUGAUUAAUAAGGUCUGCAUUAUUUUGGACAGAUCUUCAGAUUUGUUUCGAAGUUCUCCUGGAUAAUUAAGCAUCAAUAAAUACUGUGAAAGCGAUAUUAAAGGUGUUUCAAACCAUGUAAUAUCAAAAUGUAAUUUUGGUCAGAUUUUUACAUAUAUUUAAAACCAUUAUAUGUCAUAGCUAAAGCAUCAAUAAAAGGUUUGGAAGUUGUCAGCGCCCCCCAGUGGUUGAAUAUAAGGCUGUACUAUGUGCUUUAUUUAAAAAAAACUGUUGUAAAUAAUCCCAAAGGCAUCAAUAAAUGAU
Messenger RNA from Sphaeramia orbicularis (orbiculate cardinalfish), 6255 nucleotides. RefSeq names its product NACHT, LRR and PYD domains-containing protein 3-like. The record is from RefSeq and is a predicted model, not a curated record. Gene Ontology annotation, molecular function: protein binding. The transcript has 17 exons. The coding region runs from base 290 to 4216 and encodes 1308 amino acids. Gene Ontology annotation, biological process: regulation of apoptotic process. Lineage: Eukaryota; Metazoa; Chordata; Actinopteri; Kurtiformes; Apogonidae.